UGGACCCCUCUCAUUGAUAGCGUCGAUGAGUUUAACAGCGGAUUCUCCAGUACAUUCGUCAAGCAGUGAUGACUUUGCAGCGAUUUUAGAUGCCGAGUUGGAUUCUGCUUCUGAUGCGUCACCUGAACCUGGAGAGGUAGAAGAGAAAGAAGAGGAAAUUGUUGGUGACGUGGAUGAUGGCUAUAAUUCAGAUCAUCAAAGAAUUAAGAGGCGCAAGGUGGAGGUAUAUGAAGAAAUGGUAGAUUCACAUAGUUCCAAAUGUCAAGGAGAGGCGCCACAAACUUUAGGAUCAUCUCCAAAAAAGAAUGUGUGUCCACAUCCUGGUAUCAUUGGAGGGAUGUGCAUACGUUGUGGGCAGAUAAUUGAUGAUGAGUCUGGUGUGAGCCGUGUGGCAUUUGGGUACAUACACAAGGUUACUUUCUUAAAAUUUAUUAUAUUUAGUAUUGUUGUAAUUAAUAUACACCUAUAA
This is a messenger RNA of Olea europaea var. sylvestris, 469 nucleotides long. RefSeq names its product RNA polymerase II C-terminal domain phosphatase-like 4. The transcript has 4 exons. Bases 26 to 469 code for a protein of 147 amino acids. Lineage: Eukaryota; Viridiplantae; Streptophyta; Magnoliopsida; Lamiales; Oleaceae. The record is from RefSeq and is a predicted model, not a curated record.